UUACGCGUGUGCGUAUCUAGUUUUCGCGUUUCGUUCGUUCGGUCGGUAUAUCGUGGUUCGCGUUCGCGUAUUCGUUAUCAGGACGAUUGUCAACGGCCACUGUGACGACAGAUUAUCUCCUCCUCGGUUGAGUAAUUCUCAAACUGUGAUUUGCAUAUCAACGGAGCGACGCCGGUCCAGGACGAUGCCGGAGACGUAAAGGACGCGACGAAAGCGUCUGCGACAGGAUGAUGCAGAAAUGGUGACGGUCUUCGAUAUUCAACGACCGGGCGUUCGUCCUGUGGGAGACAGAGACCAGAAUUAAGGAUGGCCUUUCAGUGGGAGAAGCUCUCACCAGCGGAAUUCCAACAGCUCCAGGAUUUGGCAGCUUAUUCCACGCGAAAGCUACAGGAUGUCCUCACGGAAUUUUGCGGAUCGAACACAACGCCCAGCGGUGCGCCGAAAUAUCAUCCGGAUGGGGACAUCGAUUACGAGGGAUUUCGAAAAUUUCUGGACACUUAUCUCGAAUGCGAAACCCCCGACGAACUUUCGCGGCGCCUUUUCCUUUCGUUCGUUAAGAAGGUGCCACGCGGAGUGGAUGGGAAAGCUUUUAAGGAAAUGGCCGUGUUAUCGUCUACAACCGCCUGUGCCGCUAUCACGUCCCACACGACGUCCAGCAGCAACGUGAACAGCACCGGUUUGCCUGGUGGGACAUCGACAGAAAGCCACGGUGGUUCUUCCUUGGCUGACAAAAUUCACGGUCUCACAGAGAAGUUGCAAGCUUUGGGACACCACAAAACGGAAAGCGAUGCCUCCAGGGCUCGUACAGGAAGCGUCCAUCCCAUACUGAUGAUACAACACACUUCGUACAGCUGUCACGACGUCAUCGAGAAGAAGAGCACCGACAGCAGCCCCAGUCACAGCCAAAUGUCGCGGAAUUCGUCCAGGAAGUCGAACAAUUCCCUGCUCGUCAACAACGGGAAAUUGGAAGAGAUGAGACAUCUCGUCAGAAAGCAGAGUACGAUAGACGUUCAUUCGGUUAAAGUCAGCUUGAAGGAUAUCGUCUGUUAUCUGUCUCUUCUGGAGGCUGGCAGACCGGAAGACAAAUUGGAAUUCAUGUUCCGGCUGUACGACACAGAUGGAAACGGCGUUCUUGAUACCAACGAGAUGGACUGCAUUGUCAAUCAGAUGAUGAAUGUCGCCGAGUAUCUUGGAUGGGACGUCUCGGAAUUGAAACCGAUACUGCAAGACAUGAUGGUAGAAAUAGACUACGACGCUGAUGGCACCGUGUCCCUGGACGAAUGGAAAAGGGGUGGUUUGACGACGAUCCCGUUGCUGGUGCUCCUAGGUUUGGAUUCGCACGUGGAAGAGGACGGGAUUCACCUCUGGAGGCUGAAGCACUUUAGCAAGCCCGCCUACUGCAAUCUUUGUUUGAAUAUGCUGGUCGGUCUCGGCAAGAAAGGAAUUUGUUGUGUCUUUUGCAAGUACACGGUCCAUGAAAGAUGCGUUCAGAGAGCGCCAGCCUCCUGCAUAGCCACCUACGUAAAGAGCAAGAAAACGUCGCAAACAAUGGCGCACCAUUGGGUCGAGGGGAAUUGCCACGGGAAAUGUUCCAAAUGUAGGAAGACGAUCAAGAGUUACAACGGGAUCACGGGCCUGCACUGCAGAUGGUGUCAACUGACUUUGCAUAACAGAUGCGUCUCGCAAGUCAAAGCGGAAUGCACCCUCGGCGAGUAUGCAGUUCAUAUCCUUCCACCUACGGCGAUUUGUCCAGCCGUCCUGGACAGGCAGAGAUCGUUGUCGCGGGACAGCAAAAGGGGAAGCAAGCACGGUCAGGAUUCAUCGUCCGUUAGCUCCGGUGGAUUCUUAACAUCUAGCAACGCCUCCAACCAGCAGCCAGCGAUGUCCUUCCAAAUCACACCACCUCCCGGCAUAGUGCCGCUGUUAGUCUUCAUAAACCCAAAAUCAGGAGGCCGACAAGGCGAACGUAUGCUUAGGAAGUUCCAGUACAUCUUGAACCCGCGACAGGUCCACAACUUGGCCAGGGGUGGGCCCAGACAGGCUCUACAGAUGUUCAAGGACGUGGAGAACUUCAAGGUGAUCUGCUGCGGGGGCGAUGGUACCGUUGGCUGGGUUCUGGAGACCAUGGAUCGUGUCCAGUUCGAGCACCAACCCGCCGUGGGCGUCAUACCUCUGGGAACAGGCAACGACCUCGCAAGAUGUCUGCGAUGGGGCGGUGGUUACGAGGGCGAAGCCAUUCACAAAGUCCUCAAAAAAAUAGAGAAAGCGACGUCCGUGAUGAUGGACCGUUGGCAGAUCGAAGUACUGGACCAGACGGACGAGAAGAAACCGAAUCAGGAUAGCAUACCUUACAACAUCAUCAACAAUUACUUCUCUGUGGGCGUCGACGCGGCGAUAUGCGUGAAAUUCCACAUGGAGAGGGAGAAGAAUCCCGAAAAGUUCAACAGCAGGAUGAAGAACAAGCUCUGGUACUUUGAAUACGCGACUACGGAACAAUUCGCUGCCAGCUGUAAGAAUCUUCACGAGGAUCUCGAGAUCAUUUGCGACGGAACUCCGCUGGAUUUGGCCCACGGUCCAUCCCUUCAAGGAGUCGCGUUACUGAACAUUCCUUUCACUCAUGGAGGCUCGAAUCUCUGGGGUGAACACCACUCGAGGCACCGCCUGGGCAAACGGAAAAAACGACCGGACAAAGAACUCAGCACCAGUAGCUUCAAUUCCGUAGAUCUCACAGCCGCGAUACAAGAUAUCGGUGACAAUCUCAUAGAGGUGAUCGGUUUGGAGAAUUGUCUGCACAUGGGUCAAGUGAAAACAGGACUUCGUCAUUCCGGUAGGAGGUUGGCUCAGUGCAGCAGCGUCACUAUCACCACGAGCAAGCGAUUUCCGAUGCAAAUCGACGGUGAACCGUGGAUGCAAGGCCCUUGCACUAUUCACAUAACGCAUAAAAACCAAGUCCCGAUGCUGAUGGCGCCUCCGCCAGAGAAGGGUCGAGGCUUCUUCCGUUUCCUGAGGAGGUGAACUCCGCCACCCGAAAAACACGUAGCUGAGAAAUCGAAACGAGUGACUCGGUUGACUCGGUUCGCCCUGUCGUAGUCUUGAACGUCGCCCUAUCCCACCCCCUCCCCAUCCCUGGUUUAUCUUCUUUUGAUUAAGUCGUGAACGAGAAGCGCAUCGGUUCAAUCGUACGUUACGUACUUCCAGUGCUUGAGCGCUCGUUCGAGCGGCAAUGAACGAGCUUCGACGUAACUUAGGUAUUCUUGUGUACAGUAUUUUUGAGAAUAAUAAUAACGAAACAAAGCAUCUGUCAUCUUAGAUUUAGAAUCAGCGGUAGGCUCGUCGAUCGUCGCGCUUUACGAAGCCGAUUCAUCUUGUGCGAGGUAAACUUAAUGAUGAAAUAUUGAUUUUUCGCGUACGUGAGAAGCACUGAUCUUCUAUUUCGAACUUGAGCCCAGAGAUGGACCAAAUUCGACUCGAACUAAAAACUAAAUUUUAUAUUCUAUUCCGCUUCUAUUUCUGAAAGCUUUGCUAAAUAUUUGAAUAAUUCUACAAUUCAAAUUGUAAUUUGUAUCGAUCAAGCGUCUCUUAUUUGUUGCUCGACGCUUUUAUCACGAAUUUCGCCCGUCUCUGCUCGAGUCUACCGCUUCACGCGUGCAGGUAUGGUUGUUUUGGAACAAAUGUAGCGAGGCACGACAGGAGUGCUUUUCUCUAUUGAAAAGCUGUCGAUGGAUCCGAAUUAAAUCUCACUUUUAUUUCUCGUCACCCGAACUUCGCUCUCUGAAGUUGUCCCACGCUCGCUAUGUUUCUUCCGUCAAGUAUGCAAGCCUGUACUAUCGCAAUCGGUCGUGUAGACACGACGGAUUGUACGGUAUCAUGCAAAAGAGAAUAAUCUCAUAGGUAACGUUACUGGCUGGCGUAACGAUGAUUUCUUUAAUCGUUGGUUUACCUUGUACAAUGCGUAGAAAUUAGGGGUGUGCGGGAUCCCGGUCGGGACGGGAAUUCCUC
Hylaeus volcanicus is the source of this 3999-nucleotide messenger RNA. RefSeq names its product diacylglycerol kinase 1 (gene Dgk). Gene Ontology annotation, cellular component: plasma membrane. The transcript is spliced from 18 exons. Bases 307 to 3015 code for a protein of 902 amino acids. The record is from RefSeq and is a predicted model, not a curated record. Gene Ontology annotation, biological process: lipid phosphorylation; diacylglycerol metabolic process; intracellular signal transduction. NCBI's taxonomy places the organism in Eukaryota, Metazoa, Arthropoda, Insecta, Hymenoptera, Colletidae. Gene Ontology annotation, molecular function: calcium ion binding; ATP-dependent diacylglycerol kinase activity.